ACCACGCCUUGCGCCUGCGCAGAGCUCUUCAAAGCAGAAGGUUGCGCUUGGAGGAAGUGAAGGCUUUGGGUUCCGUGGCCGCAGCGCCGUUACUACUUCUCAGAAGCUCCACUCGGCCCCUUGCCGAGACACCCCGCCGCCAAGAUGCCUCGAAUUAUGAUCAAGGGGGGCGUGUGGAGGAAUACUGAGGAUGAAAUUCUGAAGGCAGCGGUAAUGAAAUAUGGGAAAAACCAGUGGUCUAGGAUUGCCUCACUGCUGCAUAGAAAAUCAGCAAAGCAGUGCAAAGCCAGAUGGUACGAGUGGCUGGAUCCCAGCAUUAAGAAAACAGAAUGGUCCAGAGAAGAAGAGGAAAAACUCUUGCACUUGGCCAAGUUGAUGCCAACUCAGUGGAGGACCAUUGCUCCAAUCAUUGGAAGAACAGCUGCCCAGUGUUUGGAACACUAUGAAUUUCUUCUGGAUAAAGCUGCCCAGAGAGACAAUGAAGAGGAAACAACAGAUGAUCCACGAAAACUUAAACCUGGAGAAAUAGAUCCAAAUCCAGAAACAAAACCAGCACGGCCUGAUCCGAUUGAUAUGGAUGAGGAUGAAUUGGAGAUGCUUUCUGAAGCUAGAGCCCGCCUGGCUAAUACUCAGGGAAAGAAAGCCAAGAGGAAAGCGAGGGAGAAACAGUUGGAAGAAGCAAGGCGUCUUGCUGCCCUCCAAAAGAGAAGAGAACUUCGAGCAGCUGGCAUAGAAAUUCAGAAGAAAAGAAAAAAGAAGAGAGGAGUUGAUUAUAACGCUGAAAUCCCAUUUGAGAAAAAGCCUGCUCUUGGUUUCUAUGAUACUUCUGAGGAAAACUACCAGGCUCUUGAUGCCGAUUUCAGAAAGUUAAGACAACAGGAUCUUGAUGGGGAGUUGAGAUCUGAAAAAGAAGGACGAGAUAGAAAAAAAGACAAGCAGCAUUUGAAAAGGAAAAAAGAAUCUGAUUUACCGUCAGCAAUUCUUCAAACUAGUGGUGUUUCUGAAUUUACUAAAAAGAGAAGCAAACUAGUACUACCUGCCCCUCAGAUUUCAGAUGCAGAACUCCAGGAAGUUGUAAAAGUAGGCCAAGCAAGUGAAAUUGCACGUCAAACUGCUGAGGAAUCUGGCAUAACAAACUCGGCUUCCAGUACUCUCUUGUCUGAGUACAAUGUCACCAACAACAGCAUCGCUCUGAGAACACCACGAACACCAGCUUCCCAGGACAGAAUUCUGCAGGAAGCCCAAAACCUCAUGGCUCUGACCAACGUGGACACCCCAUUAAAAGGUGGACUUAACACCCCUUUGCACGAGAGUGACUUCUCAGGUGUGACUCCACAGCGGCAGGUUGUACAGACUCCAAACACGGUUCUUUCUACCCCAUUCAGAACUCCUUCUCAUGGAUCUGAAGGGCUGACUCCCCGGAGUGGGACAACUCCCAAACCAGUUAUUAACUCCACCCCGGGUAGAACGCCUCUUCGAGACAAGUUAAACAUUAAUCCCGAGGAUGGAAUGGCAGACUACAGUGAUCCCUCUUAUGUGAAGCAGAUGGAAAGAGAAUCUCGUGAACACCUCCGUUUAGGGUUGUUGGGCCUUCCUGCCCCUAAGAAUGACUUUGAAAUUGUUCUACCAGAAAAUGCCGAGAAGGAACUGGAAGACCGUGAAAUAGAUGAUACUUACAUUGAAGAUGCUGCUGAUGUGGAUGCACGGAAGCAGGCCAUACGAGAUGCCGAGCGUGUAAAGGAAAUGAAACGAAUGCACAAAGCUGUCCAGAAAGAUCUGCCAAGACCAUCAGAAGUAAAUGAAACUAUUCUAAGACCCUUAAAUGUAGAACCACCUCUGACAGAUUUACAGAAAAGUGAAGAACUAAUCAAAAAAGAAAUGAUCACAAUGCUUCAUUAUGACCUUCUACAUCACCCUUAUGAACCAUCUGGAAAUAAAAAAGGAAAAACUGUAGGAUUUGGUACCAAUAAUGCAGAGCACAUUGCCUAUCUGGAACAUAACACUUAUGAAAAGUUUUCCAAAGAAGAGCUGAAAAAGGCCCAGGAUGUUCUGGUACAGGAGAUGGAAGUGGUAAAACAAGGUAUGAGCCACGGAGAACUCUCAAGUGAAGCUUAUAACCAGGUGUGGGAAGAAUGCUACAGUCAAGUUUUAUAUCUUCCUGGGCAGAGCCGCUACACACGGGCCAACCUAGCUAGCAAAAAGGACAGAAUUGAGUCACUGGAAAAGAGGCUUGAGAUAAACAGGGGUCACAUGACGACAGAAGCCAAGAGAGCUGCAAAGAUGGAAAAGAAGAUGAAAAUUUUGCUUGGGGGUUACCAGUCUCGUGCAAUGGGGCUCAUGAAACAGUUGAAUGACUUAUGGGACCAAAUUGAGCAGGCUUACUUGGAGUUACGCACUUUUGAAGAACUCAAGAAACAUGAAGAUUCUGCUAUUCCCCGAAGGCUAGAGUGUCUAAAAGAAGAUGUUCAGCGACAACAGGAAAGAGAAAAGGAGCUUCAGCAUAGAUAUGCUGAUUUGCUGCUGGAGAAAGAGACUUUAAAGGCCAAAUUCUGAAGCAUAUUCUCUCACAAGAUGAAUUAAUUGCUGGUGUUCAUACCCUGGAAGGCUGAUACUGAUGUUUAUCUUCAUUGACAAAUUUGCCCACCAUCUGUGGUUUUUCAGUUGUUUAUUUUAAAUGAUAUCGAUCUUACACAUUUAUGUAUAAAGACUUUAGCUCCACAGGACAUAUUUUAGGGUUUAAAUUAUUAAGACGAUCAUUCUUUUAGAAGUGUCAUAUUUGCAGAUUUUUUUUAGUUUUGGCCUUUAAUUUUAAAAGCCUGAUUUUAAACUGCUGCCUGUGAGUAAACUCUCGAAUAAAAACAAAAUAUAAAAAAUU
Messenger RNA from Physeter macrocephalus (sperm whale), 2875 nucleotides. It is a transcript of the gene CDC5L, whose product is annotated as cell division cycle 5 like. Gene Ontology annotation, cellular component: spliceosomal complex; Prp19 complex. Gene Ontology annotation, molecular function: DNA-binding transcription factor activity, RNA polymerase II-specific; RNA polymerase II transcription regulatory region sequence-specific DNA binding. NCBI's taxonomy places the organism in Eukaryota, Metazoa, Chordata, Mammalia, Artiodactyla, Physeteridae. The coding region runs from base 145 to 2553 and encodes 802 amino acids. The record is from RefSeq and is a predicted model, not a curated record. Gene Ontology annotation, biological process: regulation of transcription by RNA polymerase II; mRNA splicing, via spliceosome. The transcript has 16 exons.